Heteronotia binoei (common prickly gecko) is the source of this 2568-nucleotide messenger RNA. Its product is annotated as oocyte zinc finger protein XlCOF6-like. Gene Ontology annotation, biological process: regulation of DNA-templated transcription. NCBI's taxonomy places the organism in Eukaryota, Metazoa, Chordata, Lepidosauria, Squamata, Gekkonidae. The transcript is spliced from 5 exons. The record is from RefSeq and is a predicted model, not a curated record. The coding region runs from base 1 to 1950 and encodes 649 amino acids.
AUGAAAAACUUUUUGACGGAUGCCUUGUCCAGAUUGGCCCAGCAUGAUAGUCAGAAAGAGGAAGUGAUAGACUCCAUUAUCCCUCCUAGCGCGGUGGCGGUAGCGGUAGUCACGCGCUCCAUAAAAAAAAAGGAAGCGAAGGAACCACGACUCCCUUCCAGUGUUCAAACUCUGCCUGGCGUGAUCUCUGAUGAGGGAAUCUUCUUGUUCUUCCAGGGUCCCUUUUCCUUUGAGGAGGUGUCCGUCUCUUUCAUGGAGGCAGAGUGGGCCCUGCUGGAUCCGGGACAAAGAGCUCUGCACAGGGAAGUCAUGCUGGAGAACUACGGGAAUGUGGCCUCUCUGGGAUAUAUGGAGAAAGACCACUGGAUGAGAAAUGAAUUCAGUCAGAGUAGAAUUCUUCAGCUGCACCAAAAAACCCACACAGGAGAGAAACCUUUUGAAUGCUCAGAGUGUGGAAAGAGAUUUAUUGUGAAUGGCAGCCUUCAAAAUCAUCGGAGAACCCACACAGGGGAGAAACCCUUUGAGUGUUCAGAGUGUGGAAAGAAAUUCAGUCAGAGUGGCCAUCUUCAGUAUCAUCAGAGAACCCACACAGGGGAGAAACCAUUUGAAUGCUCAGUGUGUGGAAAGAGAUUCCGUGGGAGUGGCAGUCUUCAGUGUCAUCGUAGAACUCACACAGGGGAGAAACCAUUUGAAUGCUCAGAGUGUGGAAAGAGAUUCAGUAGAAGUGGUGAUCUUCAGCAUCAUUACAGAACUCACACAGAGGAGAAACCUUUUGAAUGCUCAGAGUGUGGAAAGGGAUUUAUUGUGAAUGGCAGUCUUCAGUAUCAUCAGAAAACCCACACAGGGGAGAAACCAUUUGAAUGCUCAGAGUGUGGAAAGAGAUUCAGUCGGAGAGAAAAUCUUCAACUUCAUCAGAGAACCCACACAGGGGAGAAACCAUUUGAAUGCUCAGAAUGUGGAAAGAGAUUCAGUCGGAGAGAAACUCUUCAACUUCAUCAGAGAACCCACACAGGGGAGAAACCUUUUGAAUGCUCAGAGUGUGGAAAGAAAUUCAGUCAGAGUGGCCAUCUUCAACUUCAUCAGAGAACCCACACAGGGGAGAAACCAUUUGAAUGCUCAGAGUGUGGAAAGAGAUUCAGUCGGAGAGAAACUCUUCAACAGCAUCAGAGAACCCACACAAGAGAGAAACCUUUUGAGUGCUUAGAGUGUGGAAAAAGAUUCCAUCAGAGUGGCCGUCUUCAACUUCAUCAGAGAACCCACACAGGGGAGAAACCUUUUGAGUGCUCGGAGUGUGGAAAGAGAUUCAGUCAGAGUGGCAGUCUUCAACUUCAUCAGAGAACCCACACAGGGGAGAAACCAUUUGAAUGCUCAGAGUGUGGAAAGAGAUUCAGUAGAAGUGGUGAUCUUCAGCAUCAUCACAGAACUCACACAGGGGAGAAACCUUUUGAAUGCUCAGUGUGUGGAAAGAGAUUCAGUUGGAAUGGCAGUCUUCAAUAUCAUCGUAGAACUCACACAGGGGAGAAACCUUUUGAAUGCUCAGAGUGCGGAAAGAGAUUCAGUAGAAGUGUUAAUCUUCAGCAUCAUUACAGAACUCACACAGGGGAGAAACCUUUUGAAUGCUCAGAGUGUGGAAAGAGAUUUAUUGUGAAUGGCAGUCUUCAAAAUCAUCAGAGAACCCACAGAGGGGAGAAACCCUUUGAGUGCUCAGAGUGUGGAAAGAAAUUCAGUCAGAGUGGCCAUCUUCAGUAUCAUCAGAGAACCCACACAGGGGAGAAACCAUUUGAAUGCUCAGAGUGUGGAAAGAGAUUCAGUCGGAGUGGCAGUCUUCAGCGUCAUCAUAGAACUCACACAGGGGAGAAACCUUUUGAAUGCUCAGAGUGCGGAAAGAGAUUCAGUGAGAAGAGGAGUCUUGAACAUCAUCAGAGAACACACAGAGGGGGGGAUUGUUAGAAUUCUCAAUGUCCGGCCACGGGUUGCCGCACCUGGAUUCGUUAAUGACCCCAACGGACGCUUUGAUGUGGGAGAGACAGCAUCCCAAUGAAUGAGACCACCCCCCACCCCUCCUUGAACUUGCUGAUAAACUCCAAACACGAGAAACCUUUUCAUUGCUUAGAGUGUGAGAGAAGAUUCAGUUAGAGUGGCACUCUUCAGGUGCAUCAAAGUACCCGCACAUGGGGAGAAAACCUUUGAGUGUGCAGAUUCAGUCAGUGUGACGAUUUUCAAAAGCAUAUAUGAACUCUUAUCAGGGAGAAGCCUUUUGGCUUUUCAGACUGUGGAAAGAGAUUCUGUUGCAGAAGCACUCCUUGAUAGCAACUGAGACCCCACACAGGGGAGACACAAUUUUAAUGUUGGGAGCUUUGAAAGUGAUUCAGUCGAAGAAGUUUUCUUCUACUGUGUCGAGGAACCCACACAAGGAGGAUCCAUGUAACCUCUUAGCCCAUAAAAAGAGCUUCCCCCCUAUUUCAUAUGUAAAAGACAACCACAGACCACAAAAAGUAUUGAUGCCAAUUGCGUAUAAGGCUCUAAUCUGCAGAAGAAACCUUACUCUAAUCAGAAAGAAAUGUUAUA